This is a messenger RNA of Rhodofomes roseus, 1005 nucleotides long. RefSeq lists its product as uncharacterized. Bases 104 to 706 code for a protein of 200 amino acids. Lineage: Eukaryota; Fungi; Basidiomycota; Agaricomycetes; Polyporales; Fomitopsidaceae. The record is from RefSeq and is a predicted model, not a curated record. The transcript is spliced from 4 exons.
AAGCUUGUGCGACAGCCCGACCCCGACGCUUGCGCACCGCGAAGGCUCUGACCACGCCGGUUUGACAAACGCAGAGGAUUUGGAUACACUCUGAUCGCGCCGCAUGCGCACCACGAUCUGCCAUGGACAGCCAUGGAUCGCCGUACAUACGCAACCUGCGAUCUUGCAUCACUGCGGGCACACCAGAAUCUUCGAGCUCCGAAAACCCCUACGAACAUCGGUCCCGCCUGGUAACCUAUACGGACUCCGAAUCUUGUCAAAAAAUGCUGCGAACAUGAUGCGUUUCAGCCGAUUUCAGCGUGUCUUCGGCGAACAUGCUACGAACAUGAAUACUGUGGGAGCAUUUUCAGACAAGCAGCUUCCGUACAGGGUGGCAUCGUGGUGGGUUCAAAGUGCACAUUGGAGCAACGUCGAGCGACGCGAAGCUUGGCACACUGUACAUAAAAAUAUACGCAGGCAGGCGGUUCCAGCCGUGAAGUCGGCAUGUCUUCAGUGUCCACAGUGGUACACCAAAAUGAUUGUCCCCUCGAACGAUGUACAGCGUACGCCCACCGGGGCUCCAGGAAACUUAGACUAUUCCUUGGAGUUAGGCUGCACUUUGCGAUGCUCGGCAGUUGGGAGUUUGGCCUUGGACGCUGUCCUACACACGGCUGUCAGAUGUUUGCGUUACAGUACCACACAGUACUGCCAGCAGCACGUAAGAUAGGUCCUGCACAAAGCGACAAUAACGGCGUCCACAUUAACAGGAGAAAGAGAGGUAUAGAGGCUCUGCGACAAGUCGUCAAAUGCGCUGACAAGACAAAGAGAUGGAGCUAGCAACCACGGCUACAACGUCCCAUAGGCUUGCACGAUAGAUUAUUUGGUGUCCGCGAUCACCACUGCCCUACAAUAUCCAAGCUGACACACCCUCUCCGGCUAUACCACGAGUCGAUUGUUCUACACACAAGUGCGUGCGGGCGCAGCAGAUUAGAGCAAGUGUUUGAAGCCCGCAUCCUUGCACUUCUU